Messenger RNA from Nerophis lumbriciformis (worm pipefish), 1531 nucleotides. RefSeq names its product fibroblast growth factor 10a (gene fgf10a). The record is from RefSeq and is a predicted model, not a curated record. NCBI's taxonomy places the organism in Eukaryota, Metazoa, Chordata, Actinopteri, Syngnathiformes, Syngnathidae. Gene Ontology annotation, molecular function: growth factor activity.
CUAAAAGGAGAGAGAGAGCAAUAGAAGAGAGGCGACGCUGCACAGAGCUCACACACUCGGAGAGGAGCCACCACAGACUUGCACCCGCUCGGAGAGUUUGGAUCCUUCCUUUUUUCCUGGUCUUCUUUCUGGAUUCCUGCAGUUUUUGGUGUUGCUACUUUGUUGGACCAUCUCUCUGGGAGGAGACUUUGAAACUGAACGAAUGAGCUGAUCCAAAAAAGACUUUUAAGGAGGACUGGGAGGAAACCCAACUGACUUAUGGAUGUCCGAGCAUUCCUAAGCAGCUGGUGAGGGACCAAGCCGCACUGGGACUCUGGUCCAAAAGGUUGUGGGUUGAGGGGAGGGGGGGGACUCUCCCGCUGGUGUUCCCUCGCCCUGCGCUCGGCUCAGCAUGCUCCAGCCCCUGAGCUCCUCCACAGCUCCUCAGGCUCCACUACCAUGUGUAGAUGGACAGUGACACAAGGUGCACCGGUGGUCUGGUUCUCCUCCCGCCUCCGCGGCGCAACCUUGACGCGCUUCAUCCCCCUCGCCUUCCUCCUCCUGCUCCGGCCCUCCUGGUCCUCGCCGCUGUCCUCGCCGCCCACUUCUAGCCAGAGCCACCAUGCCGCCGGAUUGGGGAGCCCGCCGCGCCACCCCGUCGUCUGGCAGGAGGCCUCGCCGUCCGCCGUGUCGCCGGCGCCCCUCCGCGCCUCCUCCGCCAGGUUGCCGCGGGCGACCAACCUGUCUUCGCCCUCGGCCGCCGUGGUGGGGCGCCACGUGCGCAGCAGCUACAACCACCUGCAGGGCGACGUGCGCCGGAGGAAACUCUUCUCCUACCAGAAGUUCUUCCUCCGCAUCGACAGGAAGGGGAAAGUUAACGGCACCAAGACCGAGGACGAUCCUUACAGUAUUCUGGAGAUCAAGUCGGUGGACGUGGGAGUGGUGGCCAUCAGGGGCCUCAGCAGUAACUACUACCUGGCAAUCAGCAAGAAGGGAGAGCUGUACGGCGCGAGGGACUUCGGCCCCGACUGUCGCCUGAUCGAGCGCAUCGAGGAGAACAAGUACAACACCUACGCUUCAGCGGAGUGGCGCAACAAGCGCAAGCACAUGUUUGUGGGACUCAACGCCAACGGCAAGGCGGUCAGGGGCAAGAAGACCAGGAGGAAAAACACAACCACUCACUUCCUGCCCAUCGGGGUGCAUCCUCGGUGACUGGACGUCGGGGGGGGGGGUUGAGGGUUCGGAAGCACUCGGGAGAUUGUUGGAUGUGAAGGACGCACUGAGGAGGAAGCGCGAGGACAAUUGUGAAAGAAAGAUAUAUACAACCUCUAUUAUAUUUUACAGUCUAAGUUAUAAAAGUAAUAAUAACAGCAGAUGUGACUAUGGACUGAGAAGACGGACAAAGACCAGGUCAAAGAACAUCCAAUCAUGAGUUUUCUUUGAAUUUAUUUAUUUUGUGUAAUAUUUAACAGAAAACAUGCUAAAAAGACAAUUGUCUUGUCUUUUUUUUCUUUCUUUUUUUUUACCCUUUUACCAUUCUCUCUUUUUUAAA